Larimichthys crocea (large yellow croaker) is the source of this 3645-nucleotide messenger RNA. RefSeq lists its product as uncharacterized. Gene Ontology annotation, cellular component: cytoplasm. The coding region runs from base 259 to 3381 and encodes 1040 amino acids. NCBI's taxonomy places the organism in Eukaryota, Metazoa, Chordata, Actinopteri, Sciaenidae. The record is from RefSeq and is a predicted model, not a curated record. The transcript has 19 exons. Gene Ontology annotation, molecular function: sequence-specific DNA binding; D-aminoacyl-tRNA deacylase activity.
AAAUCCCCGCACCGGAAGGCACACGGUUGGCGCAGCUAGCUUAAAUAAGCAGCACACCGGACGCGACAUUUCGCCUCAAAUUGUGACCCGGGGUCAAAGUUUGGACGGGUUCUCGGCUCGGUUCGGAGAGGCGGGACGGGUCCAGCCGUGUGUGCGAACAGCUGCGAGGAAACAUGACCGAGUUCAGGCGGAGCUCGAGCUGGAAGCAGCGGACGGUGUAACGAGGAUUUGUGUUUACCGGACGGAUCGAGCUCGAAGAUGCCUUCGUUUGACUUUAUGGAUAAGGUUGAGCUCUUUGUGCGGACAGGAAAAUAUCCCGUGGACGCAACAAAGAGUUCAAAGAAAGUGACCCGCGCUGCCAGCAAACACUUCAUCUAUAAAGACGGCUGUUUGUGGCGUACUUACCGAGGACGCCUCCUGCGCGUCGUCAGGAGCGAGGAGGAAGUGAGGGAGGUGCUGACCCGUUACCAUGACGACAACAACCACGCCGGCCGGGUUCGGGUGGUAAAGGAGAUAAUGCUGAUGUAUUACUGGGUCGGAGUGACGGAGGCGGUGAAGAACUGGAUCAGAGCUUGUGCUGUCUGUCAGAGCCGAAGUCCCGCUGAACCGCCCGACCCGCCCGUCCAGUUCUGCCUGACUUACGGCUGCGAUUCUUCCAGCUAUGUUUACCCCGAGCUCAGCUUCCACAGGUUUCCAAAAGAGGCGGAGCGACGGCGAAGCUGGCUGGCUUUUGCUCAGCGGGACGAAGGCUCGCUGAGAACUAACUCCUGCCUCUGCUCGAGACACUUUGAGGAGUCCUGCUUCACGCUGAGCGAGGAGGGUCAGCUGACUCUUUCAGCGGACGCUGUACCCACCGUCAUCCCUGUGAGAGUACAGGAGGACGAGGUGUCCGUCCCUUCAGAAGAUGACUUCCUUCACUCCAACUCCCUGGAGGCCUUCCUCUCCACAGAAAGCACAGAGCCCUCUGGUCCGGCCGAUGAUCGCUCGGAAGCAUCCGGGGAGGUCCAUGAACACCAGUACUGCCUCCCAGCUUCCGCUCCGGACUCCAGCGCAGUGCAGACGGUUCCGGAGCAAAAGAAGAAGAAGACCAUCUCUGAGCCGAGCUUUGCGGCUUACAACGAGGUCGCCAGGUAUCUGAGCCACAGAGUCUUACCCAUGGAGAGCAAGAAGAGCAGAGGAGCCUUAAAGAGGAUGGCCAAGCGCUUCGGCCUGAUCGAUGGAGUGCUGAUGUACACUCGGGUCUCUCCUCCGCUCAGAGUGCCGCGCAGCAGGGAGGAGGUGAACUCCAUCCUGGAGGAGUUCCACGACAAACAGGGUCACUACGGUCAGGGAAUCUGCCAGCGAGAGAUCGCAAAGACCUUUUACUGGGCCAGCAUGACCCGAGACCUGGCCCGCUGGAUCUCCAACUGCACUACCUGCCUCAACCGGACCAAGAGGAAGUGGCUUCGCUGCAGCGUCUCCAACUGCACCAACUGCUGUGGGCCGGUGGAGCGCGGCCUGGGCCUCACCUUCCACAAGUUUCCUCUCCAUAACUCGGCUCUGCUCGCUCAGUGGCUGAAGGCCGCCGGUCGUUCUAACUGGCAUCCUCGGCUCCGUUCAUCGGUGUGUUCGGCCCAUUUCACCGAGGACUGCUUCGACCGCAGCGGCGAGAAGGUCACCAUCCAUCCUGAUGCCGUGCCCACACUCUUUGUUCACAGCGACUCAGUGACGCCGUCCAGAGGUCCACCCCAGCCGGCUCCGGGAGAAGAGGCCUAUUUUGCCAAGUACGAUGCGGUGGAGCUCUACCUGAGAAAACGCACCUAUCCUCCCGGACUGAGCUACGUGGAGAAGAACACCUUCAGGAGGUUCUGCAAGAAGUUUGCCAUCAAAGACAACGAGCUCCACAUGGUGAGGGGAGAUCGGGUCCGUCUGGUUCUGAGGGGCAGGCAGCAGGUUGAAGCCGCCCUGGUGGAUUAUCACAACGAGCUGAACCACCUCGACGCCAAAAAGUGUCUCCGACUGCUCAACGAACGGUUCUUCUGGAAGACCAUGAAGACUGACGUGCUUCAGUGGAUCAGCAGCUGCUCUCAGUGCAGCAAGAAGAUGAAGAAACUGGAAACAGAACCCAAAGGAUCAGAGUCACACCCGGACCUGAGAUCAGCACAGAUCCACGACAGUUCAGACAGUGGGAAGGAUAGUGAUGAUGAAGAGGAGGAGGAUGAAGAUGAAGAGAGGCAGCCAGCAACCAAUUCAGAGGUGAACCCUUCGUCCUCUCAGCCGGGACCUCCCGUCAGCGCUCAGCCCAGGAUCCCGAUCCUCCUCCACAUCAGAUCUCCCAUCCACCUGCAGUCCAGAGCUCCCAUCGUCCUCCAGCCAAGAACUCCAAACAUCAUCACCAGAGUGUGGUCCGUGAAGAAAGCGACCACUCCACAGUCUGAAGUCCAGAAGGAGACCGACAGCGCUCAGCCUGAGACGCAGAGCAGCAACCAGGUCCAAUCAGAGGAGCAGACACCUCCAGACCAGAACAAGACGAGCGGCUGUCAGGGCAGCGCCAGAACACAACGCUGUAUCAAAGUCCAGCCUGUAACCAAACCCGUCACAGAGUCACAGCCUGCAGCUGAUCUCCAGGUGAAACCCAAACCUCUGCAAACAGCUCAACCUGCGAGUCAGAGCAGAGGGCUGAGGACCCGCUCCCAGACAGCAACACAAACCCAGAACCAGGUCCAGCGCCCGGAGAAGAGGAAGAGCGAGCUGGAGGGAGGCCACGCGGCUAAGAAGAGCUCCAGCACUGGCCUGGAGCCCGUGGUGGCCCAGAGCACCAAACCAUGGCCCGUCUUCACCAUCGCCAGCUCAGGCCCGGCCCGGGACGCUUCAGAGGUGGACAGCUCGGCUCCCUUUGGGAGGCCCAGGAGGCUCCAGGCCCGGGUGGUGAUCCAGCAGUGCAGCAAGGCCAAGGUGAAGACCAAACCAGCCGUGGACGGUGCGGACGCUGAGUGGGCGGAGAUCGAGGAGGGGAUGGUGGCGUAUGUUUGUUUCCUCCACGGAGCCACUGAAGAUGUCACGUAUGAGAUCGCCUGCAGUCUGAUGACCACCAAACUGUUCCGGAAAGACACCGGCCACACGGUUUCAGUCCUCGACCUUCCCGGUGGCGUCUUGUUAGUCCCUCAGGACUCUCUGCUCGGCGAGCCGGUGCCCAAGAGGAGGGUGCAGUACAAAGGUGGGUGUGAGCUGUGGUGGGGCGCCCAGCUCUUCUCCAACCUGGUGUCCGCCUGCAGAGACUUCAUGUCGGACUCAGUGAAGUGCACCAAGGCGGGCGUGAAGGUGGAGCACGGAGUCUACGGACAGAAGCAGGAGAUCGUCCUGAACUCUCCGGAGCCGCUGACACUCCUGCUGGAGUUCUGACGUCCACCUGAACAUUGAGGUGGGACGAGGAGGCGUCCUCCACCGUCCUCACCUCAGAACUUUUCUGUUCAUUAACGGGAAACUUCUCAGAUACACAACAAGUCCACUGACGGUCCCAGGAAGUAGAGAACCUCAGGAACUAAAAACUUUGGUGCAUCUGAAGAACCUCGAACAUUUACCACGAGUCACCACGUUGUCUUUGUGUUUACUGUGACUCUGACUCUGAGUUGAAUGUAACGAAAGAAUAAAAAGAGAAAACCUGUG